AUGNNGUUCGGAGACUACCAGAAAGAGCCAGAGGAACCGUAUGUUGGAACCGAGGCGUAUCCAGAAGCCAUCUACAACUCCUGGGAUCCUAAUUGGCGAGGUUUCGUCGGCACUGCUUUCAUCAUCGGCCUGGAAGAAUUUCCACAUCUGCUCUGUGAGAACGUGACCAAUCUCAUGCUCGAGUCUCUCCGUAAUGCAACUAUCGGCGAUUCGUAUCGCGUUGGUGGUGUAGACGAUGACAACCUGUAUCCAGCUUACAGCAAUCCGUCGAUCAUGCGAGCCUUCGUAUCAGGCUGGACCGGACGUCGUCUGAACGACUCCAACUUCACUAUGGCUGGCGAACGAUAUGGUCAAGACAUUGUUGAUUUGUUUACCCGUGCUGAUACUCUCUCAGAGUUCAACAGUGGCACGUAUACAGGCGUUUCACUCUUCGGCUUAACGCUUUGGGCCAAAUACCUUCCCGCCGACUCUGUUAUGAGUUAUGGUGAACGAAUGAUCAAAUCUACGUUAGAUGCGGUCUCGAAAUUGUGGAACCCUUCGUUGAGGAAUAUGGCUGGCCCAUGGGACCGCAGUUAUGGCUUCGAUAUGAACCGCUAUUUCAGUCUGAUGGCUCUGUGGUUCUGGAUUGCCAUUGGCAAAAGUGGUUCUGGAUUACCAUCGCAUCCUCAAGUCAUGUCCCACAGCGCUGACUUUGCGUUUGGUCCUCUGUUUGCCAUACUUGGCGAGUUUCAAUCAUCAUUGAUCUCUGAAGACGUCUUGAAAGCGUUGAAAGACUUCUCCGGCGAGCAUACUUUUACAUCCUCCACCUUCUCUCCGCCCUUCGAUACUUAUCCACGGAACAUCACUAGUUGGCUCGCUUCAAACAUUAGCAUUGGGGCUGAGACGUUCGAUGAGAACGUCGUUGGUGGCCCGGCAAUCAACCCGAGUACUUUCAACCCUGCUGUCAUCCAGUGGAAUACUGGUGCUGGUAUUGGUUUUAUCACACUGUACGCCAGUGAAAACGCAACUACAGCUGUCGUCUCUNNCCCUCACCGUCUCGAACUGUCCUACCCGUACGGCAACAGCUCCUCAAUCUUCAGCUUGCUUGUCUCAACUUUCGCCAAUAGGCGAAACGUUGCUAGCUGGAGUGACAUUCAAGGUGCAAACGUCAACGUCACGACCAAUGCGAACACAUCGUAUGCAAUCACCUUUGCAGGUGCGUACGGUGGUCAAGACAAGGUCAUCAACGAUUUCGAAUACUGGAAUAUUAGCUAUACUAUGCCUAGCAAUUUUACAGGUGUUCCGAGAUUGGUUCUGGAUAUUGAGCUGUGGGAAGGUCAGGAGAGGCGCUUAGGGUAA
This is a messenger RNA of Aureobasidium uvarum, 1338 nucleotides long. Lineage: Eukaryota; Fungi; Ascomycota; Dothideomycetes; Dothideales; Saccotheciaceae. The record is from the annotation of a GenBank genome assembly.